Messenger RNA from Maylandia zebra (zebra mbuna), 3189 nucleotides. RefSeq names its product Ras association domain family member 5 (gene rassf5). Gene Ontology annotation, cellular component: nucleus. Gene Ontology annotation, biological process: signal transduction. Lineage: Eukaryota; Metazoa; Chordata; Actinopteri; Cichliformes; Cichlidae. The record is from RefSeq and is a predicted model, not a curated record.
UUCAAACCGAGGAGACAGAAAAGUGGGGAACGGCGCUGGGAGCGUCUGCAGUGAUGCCUGUGACGUCUGAAGAUGUCUUCAGAUACUGAAUGAAGUGAGGAAAGUCAGCCACUGAUGGGACAGAAAGACUCCUGUUGCUAUAAAGAGAGGAGAGAGGAGAGAGAGAGGGUCAGAGAAGCUAGGGCAGUGGUUGCAUUUGGGGGUCUCUGUCUCUUUAAGCUGGCCGUUCUUCACUGCGGAGUGUGUGGGUGCUGCAGCAGAGACAGAGGGAGAGACGAAGAGAGGAUGAGAGAGCAGCGGUGAGAGAAGCAGCAGGACGACAGAGGAACAAGUUGUACCGCAGAGAUUUGGGGCUCGUGUCCUCACGCUGAGGGUUGAAGACGACUGUUUUCAGGGGUAGACCCGAGGAGGACAGUGUAGGGCGAGAAGAGGGGGUUGAGCACUGGGGAGGGUGUGAGAAGUACAGGUGGAGGGGUGGCAGAGCGUGUGGAGAGGGGGCUGUUUAUUCGGAGCGUGGCACCGGUGGCAGAGUGGCUGCGCUGGGAUGGCAGAGGGGGGCAGUGGGGGGGCUGGCGCUGGUGCAGUCCUCAGAGAGAGAGGGGCGGCCGGCGGCAGGACAGGAGGUCCUCCAGCGAGGGUUACGCACACAGGACGGUGCCUGCCGGAUGGUGCCACCAUGUUCCAUCCAUGGCACAGAUAGCACCUCCCGUCCCAGGGCAGGAGGAGGCAAAGGGGGAGGCAGCAGCUGGAGUUGGGGCUGGGGGAGCAGAGCGCGUUAGGGUGGGCAGGACAUUUCUCGGCCAGGUUUCACUGUGUCUAGAGGAGGUGACGGGUGAAUCGGAAGGGGAGGCUGGCAGCGCCUGCUUCGGUCACGUGUCGCGGCGGCUAGGGCGGCUGCUGAAGAGGCUGCCCAAGUCUCGCUCCUGGAGCGACAGCUUGCGAAUCCUCCGGCGAUCAUCCUCCAAUGGAUCUCUGCUUAACAACUCAGACUGCAGCUACACAUGUCACCUGGAGUGUAAAAGUAAAGUACAGAUUGACUGCAACAAGAGGGACAGAGAGCCCGAGGAAGCUCCUUCUCCCAGACGGCACAGCUCCUCCACAGCCUCUCAGUUCAGGCAGAAUGCAGCAAAGGAAGAAGAGAAGGGAGCGACAAAAGACCUAUCAGUGGAAGAAGUGCGGGCCAGGAUUGAAGCGUAUAACGCUCAAGUCACAGAAAAUGGAAUGAAAUUGGCUUCAGACGGCUCAUACACAGGCUUCAUUAAAGUCCACCUGAGGCUCAAUCGACCAGUCACCGUCCAUGGCGUGGACCCGUCAGCCUCAGAGGGUGCGUCCAAGCAGGUCAGCGACCGCCUCCAAGCUCCGCCGAAGGAGCAGGAAGCUACAGACUCUGAGCAUUCAGAGAAGAGAACGUCCUUCUAUCUACCAAGCGACAGUGUGAAGCAGCUCCACAUCAGCUCUCAAACCACCACAGGAGAGGUCAUCAAGGGCUUGCUGAAGAAGUUCAUGGUGUUGGACGAUCCACGCAAGUUUGCGUUGUACAGGCAGACGCACCGCGAUGGACAGGACCUCUUCCAGAAGCUUCCUCUCUCUGACCACCCUCUUCUUCUAAGGUUGAUUGCGGGACCAGAUCCAGAGCAGCUCAGCUUUGUGCUUAAGGAAAAUCAGACCGGAGAAGUAGAGUGGCAUGCAUUCUCUGUCCCCGAGCUUCAAAACUUCCUGGUCAUCCUUCAGAAAGAGGAGGCGGAGCGCAUUAGAGCAGUGGAGCAAAAAUACACUGUUUACCGAAAGAAACUACAGCAGGCCCUUCAACAACAUACCCCCUGACCCCCGUCACACAUAACGUCAUGGCUUUAACCCAGGGAGAGACUGACCCUUUGAACUCCGACACCUUCGAGAUCUAUUCGCAGAGCAGAGCCCGAACUAGCUUUUCUUGGAGCUCCAGAUAUACACGCGGACGUGCACACAUGUUCACACGUGGUUGCAUAGCCUUUCUCAGGACGCAUAUGAGCCCCUCUCACCGCCACCACAACCCCUCAUACGUCGCCUCCUUGUGAAGGGGAUCGGGAGUCGAAAGCGUUGUAAAAAGCUACAGAGUGUGUGUUGUCUUCUAGCUGAUGGGACAAAUAGUGCCAAGGACGCUUGCACACACACACACAUACACACAGAAAGAUCUGUACUGUAACUCAACUCGAGUUGAGACUGAUAGAUUUUCAUAAUAAGUGGUGUUUGUAAAGAUUCCCUCUUCUUCUGCUACCGCUGCUGCUGCUGCUGCUACUGCAAGUGUUACUUAUGCAUGAGUCUGAGCUCAUCUUCCCUGCACAUAGACUUAGGAUUAGAACAGUAGGCAUGAUUACUUUUUUUCUGCAUCAUGCAGGGAUGGAAGGACAAUCAUACUGUGUUGUACCUGGAAAUGAUAUAUCAGUUAUCAGCAGAUGUGCUAUUUUAUCUCUCUGGAGUUCUAAGGGAGGUAUUUAGGGUGGGAGUUGAAGUACUGGCAACCCGUGCUUCUCCUUAGAAAAUGUUUUCUUAAGGAGUUUCGAAAUCUCAGAACAGGUAUAAGAAAGCGAGAUCCAUUCUGGGCUUUUUCUCAGGGAGCAUGAAUUGGGAACAGAGAAAAGCUAAAGGAGGAAAAAGAUAGCCCUGUUCCACGUAGAACAAGCUCGUUUUAGCCCCUGCUUAUCUGUUCUUAUUUGCUAAAUUCAGUCAGUGCUUCUUCAGCCACACCCAGUUGGCACCCUUCUCCAUGCUCCUGCAAAACAUACACAUAAUCCAGACAUGUUCCAAGAUGAUAACUGUCAUAUAAUUUCCAUUUCCCCUCUCACUUUAAUCGCAAUCAAACUUGCAUGAAUUCCACUUGCAAACUGCAUGAACCCCACCUGCGGAGAAAAGCCUGCCGAGGGAGGUGAACCACAAACCUUUAUCGACACACUUUAUGUACACUGAUGGAGUUGUAUAUUAAAUGUUACAGGACUUUGAUGCCAAAGCUUAGAGAGGGGGCACAUCUGCCGAGAGUGAUUAAAGCGAUUACAGACAAAAGUUUGUUGAAUUAAAGGUGGUGUAUGUGAGGAAAACUGAUUCUGUUUUGCACAUUUACAGUAGACGCAGGUUAAUGAUGGUCCAAACAUCUGGGGCUGGGCAUGCGUUUAGGUUUUCUUGAAUCUACCUGCCUUCCAACCUAAAAAAAAAAAA